This is a messenger RNA of Eurytemora carolleeae, 1934 nucleotides long. It is a transcript of the gene vri, whose product is annotated as nuclear factor interleukin-3-regulated protein. The record is from RefSeq and is a predicted model, not a curated record. Gene Ontology annotation, biological process: circadian rhythm; regulation of DNA-templated transcription. Gene Ontology annotation, molecular function: DNA-binding transcription factor activity; DNA binding. The transcript has 3 exons. The coding region runs from base 53 to 1324 and encodes 423 amino acids. NCBI's taxonomy places the organism in Eukaryota, Metazoa, Arthropoda, Copepoda, Calanoida, Temoridae. Gene Ontology annotation, cellular component: nucleus.
UUGCAGAAAACUGUUGCUUGAAUUACGUCACGAGCUGGCGCCCGGUUUGGGAAUGGUUGCGGGAGAAUAUUGUAACUAUGACGGAUCCGAUCAAUCGUUUAGAGAAUCCAGGGAAUCCCAUGAUGACGCGAUGAUUCUGUCUGAAUCUAAAUAUUUCCCUGGGCACCCUAGCCUUCCACCUGGACCAUACAGUCCAACCUUCGGACGCAAGGAUAUCUUCUCCCAGAGGAAGCAGAGAGAGUUUAUACCAGAUAACAAGAAGGAUGAUUCCUACUGGGACCGGAGAAGGAGGAAUAAUGAGGCUGCGAAGCGCUCCCGGGAGAAGAGACGGUUGAAUGAUAUGCUCCUGGAGACAAGGGUUCUAGAACUAACCAAGGAUAAUCAUAUACUCAGCGCCCAGCUCACCGCUAUACAUGACAAGUACGGGAUCAAGGGAGAGAAUAUGAUCUCCAUGGACCAGGUUCUGUCGACCCUACCUUCAAAUGAUCAAGUUUUAAAUUUUACCAAAAAACGAUUGGGCAUGUCUCCAAGUUCUCCUUCCCCCAUACACUUUCAGAGCCUAACCUUGCCACCCCUCACCAUGAACAACAACUCCUUGAACAACAACAACAAUAACAACAACAAUCAUCAUCAGAGAAUGCGAAGUGUGUCCCCGGAUCGGUACAGAUCUCCCUCCCCUCACUACUCCCCCGUCCCAGCUCCUGUACAAUCCAGCUACACAGAUAUCCGCUCAUACGCUGAGACCGGACACAUUUACAGGCACACAGCUCCCAACCCUAGCUACGACCUGGAGAACCAGGAUGAUAAAGACAGUGGUCUAGCUCUAAACCUGUCAACAGAUAGAUCAGGGAGUGAUGGAAGAUCCAGUGGAAGUGGAUCUCCUCCUGUAACUAGCUCUAAUAUUGGUGAGCGUGAAGGGAGCUCAAGUGGAGAUGAAUCUGGUUAUCCUAGAUCACCAAACAGUGGAGAGUCCAGUCUACCACACAAACUCAGGUUUAAGACGGUGGUGAACGAGAAGGAGGCCGUGAGCAGUCUGCUCUCCCUCCACCAGAUGGCGAUGAUGAAGCGCGAACCCUCCGAGCAUAUCACCCAUUGGAUGGAGAGGAUGGAGGGUUCCGGGAGAAUGCCGAAUCCAGGAUUCUUCGCAUCCCUUCUCCCGCGCCAAGUAGAAGUACCAGUUGGAGAACCGCUCCUGAAGCGUGCGAGGCAUAUGCCCGAGAAUCUGACCGACGAGGUUGCCCGCCUAACCAGCGAGGUUGCGACCCUCAAGGAUAUCCUGGUGAACCGUAUGAAGGAUGAAUCAAGUGAGGAUGGGAAGGAGUAGAGAGACUGAUGUCUCGCAUCCAUGUUUGUCUGUUUUUUACUGUUGUGCUACAAACUAAAUGUAUCUCAGCGUGUACUGUGUACUGUGUAGUAAUGUUUGUUGAAAACUACACUUUAACCAUAAAAUUUAACCCAAUUUAUUCAUUAUUUGUUGUGAACUUGGACCCAUUGGCAAUCUCCUUGAUGUGAUAAAUUUAAACCAGAAAAUUUGCCAAAAAUUAGGAUUUUUGAAAUUUUAAAAUCCCGGUGGAUUAACUCGGCAAAAUGUGAUUUAAAAUUUUGUUUGGCAAGAUAUUAUUAACUGUUGUAAGACGGGCAGGGUUCGGAGACAUGUUUAGAUUUGUGAAUAUAUCCUUGGUUUGGAGUUGAGUUGGGUUUCUAGCUCCGCUUUUUAGAAUAAUACCGUCAAUAAUAGGAUUCUAUAGCGCAUUUGUAUUAUGUAUAUUUUUAUGUUAUUAUCACGUUAAGCCCCAUGUAACGCCCACCGACCCGCCAGGAUGAUUUUGUAUCGGAGACCCGCCGAACUCUGCCCGCCUUCUCCGACUAGAUAUAAUAUUAAAUUAUAUAUAUUUGUAUCAUAUGUCCAAAAUAAAACAUUUUGAUAUAGUGAA